This is a messenger RNA of Phasianus colchicus (ring-necked pheasant), 1362 nucleotides long. The record is from RefSeq and is a predicted model, not a curated record. Lineage: Eukaryota; Metazoa; Chordata; Aves; Galliformes; Phasianidae.
AUGGUGAGGGCUGCCAUGGUGAAGGCUGCCAUGGUGAAGAAUGUCACAGCAGCCCUGGUGACCAGAGUCACCAAUGUGGGACAUGGGCAGCCAGGGGACAGCACCGGCCUCUGGCUGGGCCAGAGCAAAGGCAGGCUUCCGGGCAAUUCAACUGCCCCAUUUCCAGUUCAAGGUGAUGCUGAAGAAACGCAAACAGCAGCAAGAGAGGCUGGGCCCAGGAACGUACAACAUCAGGGAUUUUCUGCAGGAGACACACCCCUCGAGCCUGAGGGGCAUCUGUGACACCAGGGAGCAGAGGUUCAGGGAAAGCCAGCAUGACUGCUUCCCUGGGCCUGGCACCUACGGCCCCCAGGGGAACCCCUACGCUCUGCUGGAGGAGAGGGACAGGCGCUCUGCCAGCACACGAGGGCUGAUGGACAGCAGGACAGAGAAAGGUGUCUUCCAGACAGCCGUGGCACGUCCUGCUCUUUGCCCUGGGAUUGUGGUUUUGGGGUGGCUGUGUUUCUCUGCUGGAGGUGUCCCUGCCACUUUCCCUGUAUGCCUGCAGGGCAGUGGUUUGGGACCUGGCACCUACUCCCCAUGGAGCAGCACCGAGAAGCAGCUGCGACAGACAGGCGGGCGCAUCCCCUGCCAGGUCUUCUCAAGGGACAAGCUGAAGCCUGCAGGCGGCCGGCGGCGCAACGGGGAGCAGGGGGAAGGCACCGAGCUGCACGCUGGCACUGCCAAGGGGUUCCUGGAUGAGCUGAUGUCAAAGGAGAACAAGAAGAAAGGCUGCUUCAGCACACUGCCACGGAACCCGGGCUGCCCCUCAGAGAGGAUCUUCUGGGCCACACUCAGCCAGUGCCCGAGGGACGCGUACGUGGUGGGGCCAGGCUCGUAUGAUCCAAAGCCCGUUGAGAGACCAGCAGACUUCAACCAGCCCCCGUUCUGGUCAUCUGCCAAGAGGUUUGACAGAAAGUCUGAACGCCUCUUCAUGGGGAAUGAGAAUCCUGUGGGUGUGGGCCGCUAUAAUGUCACCAGGUGUGAAAAAUACCCUCGGAAGAUCAGAUACCAGUCCCUGUACCAGAGUGACACACAGCGGUACCUGAGCAACUUGAAGCAGGAUGCCUACCUGCUCGAGCGGCUAAAGCCUGCUGCGAAAAACAAAUGGAGUCAUUUGAUUUCUGCUCCACGUUGUCCAGAUACCUGUGAAGAAAGCACUGCUGUUUUCCAAAUGUAAGAUGGUGCUGGGAAGCCUGAAUUGGCGAAUAAACCACAGACGGUUGACGAGAUGGUGUAAUGUGAAUACUUGCAGUGUGCUGACGUGCAAGAGAUAGGAAGCAAGCCUUGUUCUGUGGUAAUAAAGCACCCUUCAGACAUUCA